UAUGAGCAAGUCUCUUCUCGUCGCGAUUGGGAGCUGGAAGUAUCCGAUCGAGCAACGCACCAGGAUCGCUCCCGCCGCUCCCGUGAUCCUGGCGGCACUCAAGGCCUGUAGCGCUGUGAGGGAUUUGGAGGCGGGCGCCAGGAUCCACGCCUCGUUCUUGGAAUCGAGUGGAAGCGGCGCUAUCGCCAACAGCAAUGUGGAGAACAGUGUGAUCCACAUGUACGCCAAGUGUGGGAGCUUGCGCGAUGCACGAUCGGUCUUCGAUUCCAUCUCUCACCUCUCGGUGGUAUCAUGGAACGCUUUAAUCUUUGGCUACGCAGAGAAUGGAGGGCCGCGCGAGGCGCUGGAGCUCUUCCAGCGGAUGCAAGACGAUGGAUUCUCGCCAAAUCCUCUCACUUUCGUGGCAGCGCUCAAGGCCUGCGUGAGCUGCGCCGAUGGAGAGGAGGCCCAGAGAUUGGACUGGCUGGAAAGAGGGAGAAGAAUUCAUAGCCAGGCUCUAGCAGCUCUAGCAAGAGGUGAAGAGCUCGGCUUGACGCUGGCAAACACGCUAGUUCACAUGUACGCUAAGUGUGGCAGCGUUUUGGAAGCUCGGGAAGUUUUCGACAAGAUGGCGGAGCGCGAUGCCGUGAGUUGGAACGCUCUCAUGUUUGGAUACGUGGACGCUGGCCAGAGCGAGCAAGCGCUAGAGCUCUUCCGGCGGAUCCACAAAGAACUUCUCCAAGGCAAGCCGAAUGCUCUCACUUACGUUGCCGCGCUCAAAGCUUGUGCUACCUGUGCAGAGGAGAUCCAAGACGAGGAGAGUGGUCGAGUGGAGCGAGCACAGUGGCUGGAAAAGGGAAGAGCGCUCCACUCUCGAGCUGUGGAGAGCGGGCAUGAAACGGAUUUGAAGGUGGCGAGCACUCUGGUGGACAUGUACGCGAAGUGUGGGAGCUUGGAGGAUGCCUGCCGGGUUUUCCAGCAGAUGAAGAGCCACGACGUUGUCUCGUGGAAUGCGAUCAUCAUGAGCUAUGCUCAAAGCGAUCGAGGUGAGACUGCUCUGAGGCUCUUCGCUCAGAUGUUGGAGGCUGGUUUCACGCCUAACGCGCGGACUUUUGUGGCUGCUUUGCAGGCCUGUGGCGAGCUAGCGGGUAAAGAAGGGCGGUGUGUCGAAGGCAAAGCUGUGAAAACAUGGUGCCUGGAGAGAGGUAUGGAGAUACAUUCCCAGGUGGUGAGCAGUGGCCAAACUUGCGACAUUAUCCUCGCCAACAAGCUGGCGGACAUGUACGCAAAGUGUGGAAGCUUGCAAGACGCGUACCGGGUUUUUGAGAGGAUGCCUCUUCACGAUGUGGUCUCAUACAACGUUAUGCUGUUCGGCUACGCGGAUGUGAAUGAGGGAGACUUGGCACUGGAACUAUACGAUCGGCUGCAAGAGAAAGGUGUUGCUCCCAACUCUCAGACUUACGUUGCUGCUUUGAAGGCCUGUGCAAGCUGUGCAGUGAAAGAAGAAGGACGACAGGUAGAUGGGAAACUUGUGAAAGUGAGGAACUUGGAAAGAGGAGCUGCGAUUCACUCCGAAGCGAAAAUCUCCGGCCUUGAAGCUGACAUCAAAGUGGCAAGCACUCUGGUGGACAUGUACGCCAAGUGUGGAUGCGUGGAGAGAGCUUCACAGGUCUUUGACGGGAUGAAGAUCCGGGAUGUGGUUUCCUGGAACUCCAUCAUUCUGGGAUACACGCAGUGCGGUGAAGGAGAGUUAGCUCUUCUCCUUUUUGUUCGGAUGCAAGAAGAUGGUGUGACUCCGGACGGACUAGCUUUCGUUGCAGCACUGAAAGCGUGCUCCUGCAUGGCCGGGAAAGAAGAAGGAAGUAGAAGAGCAGAAGACGGGAAGAUUAUCAAAGCUAGAUGCCUGGAGUUUGGGAAACUGAUCUACAGUGAAGCUGCGACUAGCGGCUAUGGAUCCGACAGCAAAGUUACUAACACAAUGCUAGAUACGUUGGCAAAGUGUGGUAGCAUGACCGACUCUCAGAGGCUCUUCGAGAAGAUCGUAGAACGAGACGUGGUCUCGUGGAACGCUAUGAUUCUCGGCUAUGCUCAGUGUGGAGAACCCGAGCUCGGUGUGCUCUACUUCAGACGCUUGCUAGAGGAAGGUCUGGCUCCAAACGAGGUGACUCUGGUGGUGGUUCUGAAGGCUUGUGGAAGUAUCGGGGGUCUGAAAGUUGGGAAAAUGAUUUACGACGAGUUUAUCCUGGCCGGGCUGGUUCAAGAGUGUGGAGCAAUCGCAGGCUCUCUGAUCGGUUUCUACGGUAAAUGCGGUAGCAUGGUGGACGCUCAAGAGGUAUUUGAUUCACUUCCUUACAAGCAGCUAGUGACUUGGAACGCACUUCUAGCAGGAUAUGCACACCAAGGAGAUAGCCAACGAGUCUUUGAGCUAUUCGAGAGCAUGCAAAGUGGAAACGAUCGAGUGGACAUCGAUGGCAUCACCUUCCUCAGCCUUCUCAACGUGUGCAGCCACGCGGGCCUUGUUUCCAAGGGGAAGGAGCUCUUCGAACUUAUGGCCUCGCCGAGCUACCACAUCAAGCCGAGGAUCGAGCACUACGCUUGCAUUGUGGAUCUCUUUGGCCGAGCCAAUCACCUGGCCGAGGCAGUGGCCGUGCUCAAAACGAUGCCUUACAGACCGAGCCCCGCGAUCUGGAGAACAGUCCUGGGAGCUUGCAGAAAGUGGAAGAACGUCGAGCUCGCCAAGCUCGCCUUCGAAGAGAUCCAGAGACUGGACAGGAAAGACGGCUCGGCGUACGUGCUCAUGGCCAACACUUACGCCGCCGCGGGAAUGUGGGACGAGAGCCUGAAGCUCCACUCGUCGAGCAGGAUCCAGGGAGCCGUGAGGAAGGCCGGGCAGAGCUGGUGGAGCGACGGGGCCGGGAAGCUCCACUGCUUCCUGGCGGGGGACUCGAGCCACCCGCAGAACGCAGCGAUCCAGGCCAGGCUCAAGAGCUUGACGAUGGCGAUGAAGACCGCUGGAUACGUCCCCGGGCUGGAGAGCUCGCUGCUCCACAACGUCCCGGACGAUGCCAAGGAGUCGGCGCUGUGCGGCCACAGCGAGCGGCUGGCGAUCUGCUGCGCGCUCGUCAACUCGGCCCCGGGGACGCCGAUCCGCAUCGUCAAGAGCCUCCGGGUGUGCGACGAUUGCCACAGAGCCACUGCGAUCAUCUCCAGGGUGGAGGGGCGCGAGAUCAUCUGCCGGGACAUGAGCCGCUUCCACGUCUUCCGGGACGGGAGGUGCUCUUGCGGAGAUUUCUGGUGAAUCUUAGUCAACUUGUUGACCAAUCAGUCAACUUGUUGACUAAACAGUCGGUUUGUUAACUGAAUAUAAUUUAGUCAAUAGUCUUUGACUA
Selaginella moellendorffii is the source of this 3368-nucleotide messenger RNA. RefSeq names its product pentatricopeptide repeat-containing protein At2g27610-like. Gene Ontology annotation, biological process: RNA modification. The transcript has a single exon. The record is from RefSeq and is a predicted model, not a curated record. Gene Ontology annotation, molecular function: protein binding; RNA binding; zinc ion binding. The coding region runs from base 2 to 3277 and encodes 1091 amino acids. Lineage: Eukaryota; Viridiplantae; Streptophyta; Lycopodiopsida; Selaginellales; Selaginellaceae.